Molecule: messenger RNA, 1447 nt
Organism: Phalaenopsis equestris
Lineage: Eukaryota; Viridiplantae; Streptophyta; Magnoliopsida; Asparagales; Orchidaceae
Product: apoptosis-inducing factor homolog B-like
Exons: 4
Coding region: 191-1312 (373 amino acids)
Cellular component (GO): cytoplasm
Molecular function (GO): electron-transferring-flavoprotein dehydrogenase activity; flavin adenine dinucleotide binding
Source: RefSeq, a predicted model, not a curated record
CCAGAAUUUUUGACAGGAGCUACUAUUUCCCGUGAUAUGCUGAAAGUGGCCGCCGGGCGCAAGUUACGCCGCUUGCUGCCAUGAGCACCAUACAAAACAAAUCAAGCUCCGCUUGCAUUUUCUCCAUCUCAUCUCCGCUGUCCGUCUCCGCAUCCGCUCCUAAAAAAAGGCACUCAAUUUACCCGAGCGCAUGUCCAUUGCCUUCCCUUUCAGAAAGGUUUGGAAGGAAACUAAAGCCAUGGAGGGAUUUGAGAGGAAGAGGACGGUGGUCAUCGUUGGCGGCGGCAUUGCUGGCGCACAACUCGCUAAAUCCCUUGAACAAAUCGUUGAUGUCAUUCUUAUCGACCCAAAGGAGUACUUCGAGAUUCCGUGGGCGAAUUUGAGAUCGAGAGUGGAGCCAGCGUUUGCGGAAAGAUCGGUGAUUAACCAUAAGGAUUAUUUGAAAAAGGGGAAGGUCAUUGUGUCCAAUGCUGUGGACGUAACGGAGCAAGGGGUUGUGACGGCAGAAGGACGCAGAGUGCCUUGUGACUACCUUGUCAUUGCAACCGGUCAUCCUUACACUACAAUCAGAAGCAGGAGGGACAGGCUCGAAAAGUUUCAGGAAGAUAACCAAAAGAUUAUAUGUUCAAGCUCGAUAAUGAUCGUCGGUGGCGGCGCAACGGGCGUUGAGCUCGCCGGAGAGAUUGCAGUGGACUUUCCGGACAAAAAGCUGACCCUCGUACAUAGGGGGCAGAGGCUAUUGCCAUUUAUCGGACAGAGAGCCAGCGCGAAAGCACUCGAGUGGCUAAAAUCGAAGAAUGUGAAGGUGCUUUUGGAGCAAUCGAUCGACGUAGAGUCCAUUUCGGAGUCUGACAGAGAGUUUAAAACGUCGGCCGGAGAAAUCGUUAGGGCUGAUUCUUACUUUCUUUGCGUGGGGAAGCCGAUCGGUUCUGCCUGGCUCCGGAAUUCUAUACUGAAGGAGUAUUUGGACAGGCAUGGGAGGCUGAUGGUCGAUGAGAACUUUAGAGUUGGCGGCUUGAGCAAUAUUUUUGCCGUCGGAGACAUUACUGAUAUUCCGGAGCUCAAACAAGGAUUGACUGCCCAAAGGCAUGCCGUGAUUGUUGCCAAGAAUUUGAAGAUGCUUGUGAAGGGAGUUGACGGGUGCAAGCUGGUCAGGUACAAGCCUGCACAUCCACAGGCCUGGAUUUCCUUGGGAAGGAGAGAUGCGUUGGUUCAGUACUCCUUCAUCACUGUUUCUGGUUUCGUUCCAGGUAUGUUCAGGUCGAGGGAUCUAUUCAUUGGCAGGAUGAGAAAAGCUUUGGGCUUGGAAUGAUGGCUGAUGGGGAGUUCUUGGGAUAUUUAGGCUUAUGAGGGAUCUAGGACAUGAUGCACUGCAGAUUUUGUUCUAAAAAGGCUUUAUUUAUUUAUUUUAUUAAUUUUUUUUUUCUAAAUUGAUCAUGUUGCAAUA